AUGCUUAAGAAAUCAGAAGGAUCGGAAGACCACGCCUCGGUGGGAGCCUUGCACGAGGUCGAUCUGUCCAAGGACGAAGAAAAGACAAAGCUUAUCGAGACGUAUAUGGGGGCUGCUCAGCGUGGCGAUCUUGGCGUUCUGACUGACAUGUUGGAGAAUCACAAGGUGGACGUGAAUGACAUGCUGGACGACAACGUUAGUGCUUUGCAUUGGUGUGCUAUCAACAACAAACUGACUGCUCUCAAGUACCUCGUGUCCAAAGGUGCCAAGGUGAAUCAUAAGGGAGGAGAUCUCGACGCGACGCCGCUCCAAUGGGCUUGCAGAUACGGCCUGGUAUACAUUUCGGAUUAUCUGAUCACGCAAUGCGGGGCAGACUAUUCCAUUCUUGACAACCAGGGCUUUAAUUGCCUGCAUUUGGCUGUGCACUCUUCCAACGUCAUGAUGGUUAUCUACAUUCUGUACUUCACUGAUUUGCAUAUCGACGCGGCUGAUCCAAAGGGCCGCACAGCAUUACAUUGGGCCGCCUAUCAGGGAGAUCCUUUCACCGUGGAGGUUCUGGUCCGCUUGGGAGCCAAUCUGUCUCUCGUGGACGAGACAGGCUUUACCGCCCUCAACUGGGCUCUCGUUCACCCUGUCAAGCAGAUUCUUGUCAAGUUGCUUGAACACGGAAGCGAUCUCAACCACCGGACGAACGACAACAAAUCUUCGUGGGAUAUCGCCGCAGACAUGAACUGUACGAGUAUGCUGAAAACUGCUCUCAAAGAGUGCGACAUCAAUCCAGACGGGACUAAAGUGACCAGACGCAUUUCUCCGAAAGUUGCCGACCGCAUCAUUUUUGUGUUCCCGUACCUCGGGGUUCCUCUGUGUUUGUACUCCAUGACCAGCGGAAUUAUCCUAUUAGACAUUUUCAUAUUGGUGAUUAUAUUGGGGUUGCAAAAUCUCAUUCUCCAGGUGAUUAUCGUGCCUAAUUUCAGCAGAUCGCCCAACGCGCUUCAAAAAUCCUCGCUCUUUGCAGGCGUGUUCUCAGGAAGUGCAUUUUGGUGCGUGUUGACCUGGUUAUUUAUGAUUCUGCCAAAUACUUUUUCCGAUAGACCGCUGCUCAACCUGGUGUUUCUGAUAUCUGCCUUCUGUACAAUGGCAUCUUUUGUCAAGGCGAUGAUUAUUGAUCCAGGCCUCAUCCCCGCUGAACAAGAUAAACAGAAAAUAAAAGCCACCAUCAGAGACCUGAUUGAUCUGCGGAAAUUCGACUCCAGGAACUUCUGUCUCUACACCUCCAUCAGGAAGCCUCUAAGAUCCAAGUUCAACAGGCUCAAAAAUAGAAAUGUGGCUAAAUUCGACCACUACUGUCCCUGGAUCAACAACGAUGUCGGAGUCAGAAACCACAAGUUAUUCUUCGGAUUUUGUGCAGCGCUUGAAAUCUCAAUCAUCGUUUACUAUAAGCUUGCCAGAAAAUACUUUGAUGAACUGGACGUUCCGGACGAUCUGGAACAUUCAUGCUACAUUUUUGACGAGGAUACGUGUGCUGGGUCAUAUGCAUCUCCUUUCGUCUUCAAUCUGACAAUAUGGACCCUAUUCCAGCUUUCGUGGUUGUCCCUACUCCUGAUAGUUCAAGCGUUGCAGAUUUCCAAAGGACUCACCAGCUACGAACUCAGUAACAUGCACACCUCUGCCGGCAACAAUUUCUCUUCAGUGCCCACUGAUGAGACCAACGAUUUGAAUAACGAAGAUGUGGAAUUGCCCGGAUUGCGCAGGUUUGUUUGUCUUCCAAACUUCGUGACCAACUCCAAGUGUGCGAGACUAAUCGGACUGAACCAAUUCUUGAUGGUCAGUGAUGACCUUAUCCAGCACAAAUCUAGUCCUGCCACUUUCGACUACGGAAUCUGGCAGAACUGGUUAGACUUCCUUUUCGUCAAAACAGAAGCCGAACCUUAUAGCUGGCGCAAUUUCUUCAAGCUCCCAAUAAUGGGGGAAGCAAAUUUGGAUGGACGGCUUGUGGACUACUACCAACUAUUUGAGAUUCCCUCGAAACCGUCAACCACCACCGUGUAG
Messenger RNA from Ogataea polymorpha, 2049 nucleotides. RefSeq lists its product as uncharacterized. Bases 1 to 2049 code for a protein of 682 amino acids. Gene Ontology annotation, biological process: protein palmitoylation. Gene Ontology annotation, cellular component: Golgi membrane. Gene Ontology annotation, molecular function: protein binding; palmitoyltransferase activity. The record is from RefSeq and is a predicted model, not a curated record. The transcript has a single exon. Lineage: Eukaryota; Fungi; Ascomycota; Pichiomycetes; Pichiales; Pichiaceae.